AUUUUGUGAUUUGUCAUAAUAAGUGUAACAAGUUUCACUUUUAUCUUUUACCAAUUUAUGACAUACUGGAUCUUGUUAAAAAGUACUUUUAACUAUACAUAUUUACGUUUUGAUAGUUUUGUCACCCUUCAAUUGUCUUGUUUGUAUUUAGAUUAGACGAAGCUUCUAGUGUUUCGCAUUAAUUGAAAUUUUUGUGCCACUAACUUAUCCGUAUACUUAACUAAACCAUUCAUUAUUUACACAGCUGUGUGGCUCAUACUGGACGAAUUUUCGUUAACAGCACGUUAUGGACAUGCUAGGUGCAACAGAGGAUAAGAGACAAGUGCCACCAAUGUUGCAAAAGGUUCUUCGUUAUGAUGUACAAGUUACCAAGAAAUUUGUUGAACUAGCUCUCAAGACAACAGCUUUAAGAUCUUUACGGAAUCAUGCUAAGUUUUUGGAGAUAUCAUGCCAUGGUAUUGUUUGGCUGGCCAGUUGGCUCACUUUUAUAUGGCUAUUUAAUAACAAAGACUUGUAUCAGCUUCAAGUUAACAUGUUAAUUGCUCUCAUCUUGGAUAUUGUUGUUGUAGCAGUAAUAAAAGCCUUCGUAAGAAGACGUCGACCUAUCCCAAUGAACAAACUCUUAGCUGUUGGACCUGACAAAUACUCUUUCCCAUCAGGUCAUGCAAGCAGAGCGGUCAUGGUUGUCUUCAUUCUUUCGUAUUUGAACCCCGUAUCUAUUAUAUUCUUACCUCCACUGUUUGCUUGGGCUUGCGCUGUGUCAAUUUCAAGAGUUCUACUGGAACGGCAUUAUAUUCUUGAUGUUAUAGGAGGUGUUGGUAUUGGACUGUUAGAGGGUUUAGUUAUGUCUUUAAUUUGGCUCUCUCAGAGUACGUCAGCCAGCAUUUUGUCCACCUUAUCGGAUGAGAAAUUAGAUGGAGGAGAGUUUCAUGUGUAAAAAUUAAAAAAAAUUGUGUUCCUUUAUCAAAGAUUUUACCAAAAAUGUAAAAGUAUUCUGUGUUUUAUAGUCAGAUUUAAUUUAAGGAACACUGAUCUCCAUUUACAUCAAUUAAUUGUAUCUAAAGCUGAUGAACAACUAUUGAUAACGUAAGACCAAAUGUAUUUCAAUAAUAUUUGUGAAAAUAAAUUAUACAUAUUUUCUAAGAAAAAUUAAUAAAAAAUUUAAAUAUUUAAUAGCUUUCAUACAUUUUAUUUUGUUUAUGUUCUUUGCUCUGUUCUUAUUAGCAUGCUUUUGCUUGUGCUUUUUGAUGAUAAACAUUUAGAGAAAUUCAGUAAUUUAUUUUACUUUUUACUUUAAAGUGUUUUCGAUUUUAUCCCUUACUGCUAUGAACAAUAUAACUGUUUUUUUUCCUAUAUGAGUUGUGAUUGUACUUUAUUAUACUUUAGCAUAUUAGAAGACAUGGGCAGUUUCUUUCUACAAUUACAUGAUUAGCCAGUAUGUAAUUGGCUGUCUUUUAACCAGUGUUAUUAUUUAUCUUGUUUAAUAGUAUUGUGAAGUUUUUGAUAACUUGAAUGUUUGUUUUGUUAAAAUUUUUAAACAUAGAAGAAAUGUAAAUGAAAGCGAAGCCUAAUAGAAAUUUAUCUUUAUCUCUUCUUGUUUCUUAUGUUAAAAUGACCACAAAGUAGGUCUAAAAUAUAAUUGUCAUUUAUCCUCAUAUUAAACAUAUUUAUUUUUCAUGAAA
Papilio xuthus (Asian swallowtail) is the source of this 1682-nucleotide messenger RNA. Its product is annotated as presqualene diphosphate phosphatase. The record is from RefSeq and is a predicted model, not a curated record. The coding region runs from base 287 to 937 and encodes 216 amino acids. Gene Ontology annotation, molecular function: sphingosine-1-phosphate phosphatase activity. Lineage: Eukaryota; Metazoa; Arthropoda; Insecta; Lepidoptera; Papilionidae. The transcript is spliced from 4 exons.